GCUAUGUUCUGUGUCUUGUACAUUGUCAUUCAACCGGCUCUGUGUGAUGCCUUUAGAAAAUGAUUAUGACUCUGCAUUGUUGACCGAGACUGAAGGAGUAGCUCUUUGCUCAUGAAUAAAGCCUUCCUAUAAAAGAGAGGCUGCAACCAAAGAAAAGAGCAAGAGGAACGAGAGAAAGAAGAGAGAGAGAGAAAGAAAGAAAGAAAAGAGAUGGAGUCACAGGGCGAAGGGUACCCUCCCUUUUCGGUCUCAACUGGUGGUGAUGAGAGUAUGCAAGGUGUUAUGCAGAGAGAGGUGAACCCCUCAACUAGUGCUCCCCCUCUUCCAGAACUUAGGCUAGUCCUGCUGGGAAGGAAAGGAACAGGGAAGAGCUCUGCAGCCAAUACCAUCCUGGGAGGAAUAGGGGGGUUUGAGAGCGGCAGACCAACCGAGGAGUGCUCGAAAAAGCGAGCCGAUCUAACCAGGAGACGAGUCACCGUGGUAGACACCCCUGGCUGGGAAUGGUACUACCCGCUCAACAGCACCCCCGACUGGGUCCGGAGAGAGACGUUGCGCAGCAUGUCCCUCUGCUCCCCUGGACCUCACGUUAUCCUGCUAGUGAUACGUUCCUGCGCCUCGGUAACCGAGUCCUACAGGAAGCAAAUAGAGGAGCACCUGGAGUCUCUGGGGGAAGGGGUGUUGGACCAUACCAUGUUGCUGUUCACCAGGGGGGACGAGCUGGGUGUGGUGCCCAUGGAGCAGAGGAUCCUGACGGGUGGGGCUGCCUUCCAGCAGCUGCUACGGAGGUGUGGGAACAGGUACCAUGUCCUGGACAAUAGGAGCCGGGGAGAUGGAACUCAGGUAAGGGAGCUACUGAGGAAGAUGGUGGAGAUGGUGGAGAACCAGGGAGGACAUUUUGGGGCAGAUCCUGCCCUCCUGAGGUUGGAGGCAGACGGGAGGAGGAGAGCGAGGGAACGGAGGAAGAGGCAGAGACAGAUGGAGGCCCAGACUCAGAGGGGUACCAUCCGAGCUGUGCUUAUGACUGACGCUGGAUCCCAGGGCUCUGAUUGGGAUGGGAAACAACCAUUCUCCAAGGGUACUCGUCGUCUCCCAGAGCUGAGACUGGUCCUCCUGGGAGAGAGAGAGACGGGGAAGAGCUCGGCCGGGAACACCAUACUGGGUGGAGGUGGAGAAGGAGCAGGGUUCUUCCAGACAGGGAGAGUGACGGAGGAGUGCGCCCGGUGCCAGGCAGAGGUAGCCAUGAGGCUGGUCACCGUAGUGGACACCCCCGGUUGGGAAGGUGGAGUAGCAGGCCCCACCCCAGAGAGGGUAAAGCGGGAGAUGGUGUGGGGUAGCGUGUCCCUGUGUCCCCCGGGACCCCACGCUGUGCUCCUCACCCUGAGGGUGGACACCCUGGUCAGUUCCACACCUGUAAGAGAACACCUGGAGCUCCUGGGGGAAGAGGUCUGGAGGCAUGCUGUCCUCCUGUUCACCCAUGGGGACCAGCUGAGGGAGGGGGUGGGCAUUGAGCAGCACAUCCAAAGUGGAGGGAGGGACCUUAAGUGGCUGGUGGAGAAGUGUGGGAGCAGGUACCACGUCAUCAGUAAUGUGAAUGGCCGUGGGGACGCCGCUCAGGUGUCUGGCCUGCUGGAGAAGGUAGAGAAGAUGGUGGCCGGGAACAGGUGCGAGGCCUUCUCGUCGCUAGUGCAGGAGGUCAGCGACCUCACCAGACAGAGGAACGAGAAAUUCAACCAGCGUCUCAAAGAGGUUGGUGACAAGAUGCAGCGUCAGGAGAUGGAGCUCAAGAGGAUGAGGGAGAGGGAGGUCAAAAGCAUCCGCUGGUUUUUCGAUCGGAAGAAGAAAGUUAAAUCUCCGGGGAAGUCAGGCGUGGAAAAAGAGGAGGAUGGAGGGGAGGAGGAGGAGGAGAAAAGGAGUGAUGGGAGGAAGAACGAAAUGGGCGAACUAGAGGAGAGGAUUCGGUGGCUGACGGAGGAUAAGGAGAGAGAGAUUCAGGAUCUGGGCGCGGAAAACUACAGAUUCAUCGCUGCGCUCAAUCAGAGAAGCAGGGAGCGAGAGGAGAUAGUCAUCAAGCUAGAGGAGAGAGAGAGAGAGAUUGACGAGCUGAAAGAACGAGUUGAUGAGCAGCAAGUGAAACUGCUCGACCUUGAGCGUGUCAUCGGGGAGAAAGAACGAGAUAAAAAAGAGAGGGAGGAAGAGUUUAGAGGAAAGCAUCAGGAAUGGAGGAGGGAAGCAGAGGAUUUGAAAGACAGGAUAGCCCUGGAAGAAAAAGAAAAAGAGGAAUGGAUAGGAAGAGGAAAAACGUCACAGAACGAGAUGUAUGAGUCAAAACAGUUGUAUGAGGAGAGACUUUUACAGUAUGAGGAAGAGAUGCAGAGAAAACUGCAUGAAAAAGAGGGAGAGAUGGAGAGAAAACUGCAUGAAAAAGAGGAAGAGAUGGAGAGAAAACUGAAUGAAAAAGCGGAAGAGAUGGAAGGAGAGAGACUGCUAUCUGAGACAAGGGAAACAGAAAGGAGGGAUGAGCAAAGAAAGAGAGAUGAAAAGGAAAAGAAAGAGAUGAGCAAGCUGAAAGAAAUCAUUGAAAAGAAAAAUAAAGAAAUAACUGAUGCACAGCAAUUGGUUACAGAGAAAGAAAAAGAGAUUGUGGAAGUGAGGGCGAGAUCUGUUGACAACGUAAAAGAAAUUGAGCGGCUGAAAGAAAACAAUGAACAGAAGGAGUCUGAGGUGGUGGCAAUGCAGCGGCAACACACAGAGGACAAAAGUAGGAGAGAUGCCGAGGCAAUGGACAAGUUACGAGGGAAAGAAGUGGAGCUCAACAACUUAAUACAAAAGGACGGGGAAAAUAAGAGAGAACUCGUCCGUUUAAGGCAAACCAUUAAACAAACAAAAACAGAACUGGAAAACUUAACUGCCACGAUGGAGAAGGAAAGGAUGAACAUGAUACAGGAACAUGAAAAGGAAAUCAAGACGAAGGAAGAGGAGAUGAGGUUGAUGUUAGAAGACCACGAAAGUGCUGUCAGCCAACUGCAGAAAAAGGAGGCAGAAAGUAGAAGGAACAUUUCAGGCAUGACAGAAUGCUUAAGGGACAGCCAGGGGAAGGUUGAGGUACUGCAGGAGCUGAACGUGAAAUUGAAGAAAGAGAUGGACAACCUCAGGAAGAAGUGUCAGGAGUACGAGGAGGACCAGGGGGUUCAGAGGACCAAGAGCGAGAGCAGGGAGGCUGACAUCAGAGAGCUGCUCUGUGGAUAUGAAGAGCAGUUAAAACACAAAGACGGGGAAAUCCACCAUGUUAUGGAAGAGCGGAACCUGGAGGUUGCUGCGUUGAAACAGACAAACGACCAGAGACAGAAGGAGCUGGAGAAUAUGAAAGAAGGGGAGGAGGUGAGAGAGAAACAGGUGGAGGAGAUAAGAGGGUGCUAUGAGAAGAAUCUGAGAGAAAGGCAGCAUGAGCUGAAACAGACGGCUGAGGAAAAGGAGCAAGAGCUUGAGAAACGGGGGAGAGUGUAUGAUGAGAAGGAGCGAGAACAAGCAAGAAGUAAAGAAGUGCUGGAUAACAGAGGACGUGAACUUGAGACAAAAGAUGCAGAGCUAGUGAAAAGAGAAGAAGUGCUAGUGAAAGGAGAGGAAGGGCUAGUGAAAAGAGGGAAAGAGCUAGUGAAAGAAGAGGAACGGCUAGUGAAAAGAGGGAAAGAGCUAGUGAAAGAAGAGGAAGGGCUAGUGAAAAGAGGGAAAGAGCUAGUGAAAGGAAAGGAAGAGCUAGUAAAAGGAGAAGAAGCGCUAGUGAAAGGAGAGGAAAAGCUAGUGAAAGGAGAGGAAGAGCUAGUGAAAAGAGAGGAAGUGCUAGUGAAAAGAGAGGAAGUGCUAGUGAAAAGAGAGGAAGUGUUAGUGAAAAGAGAGGAAGUGCUAGUAAAAGGAGAGGAAGUGCUAGUGAAAAGAGAGGAAGUGCUAGUGAAAGGAGAGGAAAAUCUAACGCAAGGAGAGGAAGAGCUAUUCAAAAGAGAAGAAGAAUUAGUGAAAGGAGAGGAAGAGCUAAUGAAAAGAGAGGAAGAGCUACUGAAAAGACAGGAAGGGCUAGUGAAAGGAGAGGAAGAACGAGUGAAAAGAGAGGAAGAGCUAGUCAAACGAGAGGAAGUGCUAGUAAAAGGAGAGGAAAAGCUAGUGAAGAGAGAGGGAAAUCUAGCGAAAGGAGAGGAAGAGCUCUUCAAAAGAGAAGAAGAAUUAGUGAAAGGUGAGGAAGAGCUAAUGAAAAGAGAGGAAGAGCUAGUGAAAGGAAAGGAUGAGCUAUUUGAAAGAGAAGAAGAAUUAGUGAAAGGAGAGGAAGAGCUAGUGAAAAGACUGGAAGAUCUAGUGAAAAGAGAGGAAAAUCUAGUGAAAGGAGGAGAAGAGCUAUUGAAAAGAGAGGAAGAGCUAUUCAAAAGAGAAGAAGAAUUAGUGAAAGGAGAGGAAAAGCUAGUGAAAAGAAAGGAAGAGCUAGUGAAAGGAAAGGAAGAGCUAGUAAAAGGAGAAGAAGGGCUAGUGAAAAGACAGGAAGAGCAAGUGAAAGGAGAGGAAAAGCUAGUGAAAAGAGAGGAAGAGCUAUUCAAAAGAGAGGAAGUGCAAGUUAAAGAAGAGGAAAAGCUAGUGAAAAGACAGGAACAGCUAGUGAAAGGAGAGGAAAAGCUAGUGAAUAGAGAGAAAAUGCUAGUGAAAGGAGAGGAAGAACUUGAGAAAAGAGAGGGAGAGCUAGUGAAAGGAGAGGAAAAGCUAGUGAAUAGAGAGAAAAUGCUAGUGAAAGGAGAGGAAGAACUUGAGAAAAGAGAGGGAGAGCUAGUGAAAGGAGAGGAAGAGCUUGUGAAAAAAGAGGAAGAACUUGAGAAAAGAGAGGGAGAGCUAGUGAAAAGAGAGGAAGAGCUAGUGAAAAGAGAGGAAGAGCUUGUGAAAGGAGAGGAAGAGCUUGUGAAAAGAAAGGAAGAGCUAGUGAAAAGAGAAGAAGAGUUGGAAGGUAGAAGACGAGAAGUAAAGAACUGGGAGGAAGAUCUAGAAACAAGACAGAAAGGACAAGAAAAACAGAAACAGGAGUUGUGGAGCCGAGAAAAAUGCUUGAAAAGAAAGGAAGAAGAGUCUGAAAGCCAAGAACAAAACAUCUGCAGCAAGGAGCAAGAAGUGGAGAAAAUAGAAAAAGAGCUGCAAAACAGAAAGAACCAACUUGAUAGUAGAGAAUAUGAUUUAAAGACUUCGGAAGAAAAUAUUAAGAAAAUAGAGCUGGAUCUAGAAAACCUGCAGCGACAACAGGACAACCGUCAACUAGAGCUGGAUGAAAGGGAAAAUGAACAAGGGAGUGGGAAGACAGAACAUCAGAACCAGAGAGAGGAUCUGGAAAAAAGAGAGACAGAACUGAGGGCCAGAGAACAUGAUUUGAGAUGUGGAGAACAAGGGUUCGAAAACCAGGAAGAGGAUAUGAACAACCGGCAGCACGACAUGGACAAAAGACAAGAAGAAUUGGAAAAUAUACAACAAGACCUUGAGAAAAGGGAGCUUCACCUGGGGAAUAGAGAGGAAGAAAUAAAGAAGCACAGACAAGCUCUGGAAAAAAGAGAGAAAGAGAUCAAAGACAGCAAACAAGGACUUGAAAACAGAGAACACCAUUUGAAGAAUGGAGAGCAAGAGUUACUGAAAUGGAGAACAGAGUUAGAAAUUCAAGGGAAACAUAUGAGCAACAGAAGCCAAGACAUGGAAAAGCUGAAGGGGGAGGUGGAAAACCAUCAACAAGAGCUAAGGAACAGAGAGGAAGGUUUUGAAGACAAAAUGCAAGAGUUGAGGAAUUGGGAGCAGCGUCUAGAAAGACUUGAAACAGAACUAGAGAGGAGAGAGCAUGAACAGAGGAAUAUGAAUAAUGGAUUCGAGGGAAAGGAGCAAGAAGUUAACCAUUUUGAAAAAGAUCCGGAUGGCAGAGAUUAUGACGUGGAGAUCAGAGAGCCUAACGGAUUGAUACCAAGCCAUGAAGCACAUGGAGGAGAUGUCUGUGACAUGACAACAAGAUGUGAUAAUGUGACACUAGAGGGUAUAGAGGAUUCCCAUAUGAUGUACCAGGAAGUAGGAGUGGUGGAGAAAGAAGGACGGGAACUGCAGGGAAAAGAACCAGAGAGGAGUGGAAGCAUCACAGACCGGGAAGAUCAGACGAUGAUGGAAUGUGCCUCGUCUACAAUCUUAAACAAUAACAGUCAGUUUGAAAGAAUGGCAGCGCCAGAAGAGAAAGAGGGGGCGGAAGAAUGUAAAAAGAGGGGGAGAAUGGGUGAAGAGGAGGAUGAGGAGGAUAAUUAUAAGGAAAUUGAAGAUGUAAACGUUAUCUCAGACUUAAAGUUAACUCCAAGUCCAGGCCCCAGUGUAGAAAACACUAAGCACAUCCAAAGGUCUGAGCUGAGGCUGGUACUGUUAGGGGAGACUUGGUCCUCCCGUCACCCAGCAGGGUACACAAUCCUGGGCAGAGAGGCCUCACACCCAGGUGAGUCCAUCUCGAUGCCAUGGCGGGGACAAAUCGCUGGAAGACAGGUCAGUGUGGUAGAACCACUUGGGCUAAAGUGGCGUGACGGACCAGACGGCAACACCUCCGUCACCACAGACCCAACACAGCUCCGGAACAUCUUCCAUAAUGUUUCCCUGUCCCACCCAGGUCCCCACCCAGGUCCCCACGCGAUCCUCCUGGUCCUGCCAGCCUACCUGUCAUUCACACAGAAGUAUCGGAGAGCGGUGGAACACCAUAUGAGUGUGCUCGGGGAAGAUAUUUGGCGUCGCACUAUGGUGCUGUUCACGUGGGGGGAAGCUUUAGGGGAGAGUGCGGAGCAGCACAUAUUGAGGAAUGGGGACCUCCAGUGGCUCGUGGGACAAUGCGGCGGUAGAUACCAUAUUCUGGCCAGCAGGAAGAACAACUCUCAAACAGCAGAGCUAAUGGAGAAGAUAGAGGAGAUGGUGGCAGGAAACUAUCAAUGUAAUGGAGACUGAUAAACCGUUGGGAUGAGUAGAGAUGAAUGGAGAGACAAAGGAUGGACUGGGAUGAUAUGAGAGGGAAAUAAUCAGUUGUUUGAAAUUUUUGCGAAUAGGCCAAUGGCGGGAUGUUUAAUUUCAUGUGUAUUUUUUAAAUAUUUGUUUAUAUAAAAUAUCAUUCAUUAAUGAGGAGAUAUGUUACAGUUACCAAAUACAGAGUCAAACUACAGAAGCAAAAUAAAUCACAGAUGAGUCGUUCACAAAUGUCACAAAUAUUCUAACUUCAAUGAAUUGUUCCUUGACAAUCCUUUUACAUACAAAUGUCAAACAUUUACCAAACAUGCUUGCUCCAAAAGGGACUUUUUCAUGUAUUACAUUUCAGAAAGAUCCAAAAUGCUGUGGUCUUUUUUGUUCCAGUUUCGCACGGAAUGACCCAUAAGACUGCUUAUAGGUUAAAAAGUUGGAUUUACAGUAUGUGAGUUCAUAGUUUCUCCACAAGAUAGAGAUCUUGUGUCACUUUCUGUGGAGGGCAGAUGGAGUGUUUCAAGAUGCUGAUGUUCAACAUGUUGAUAAUAAAUUGUAUUAAAUGAGUUCAAAUGUGUCCAAGCACCAGUACGUUUAAUUGAGACAUCAUAAGUGAAAUAUGAAGUGGGCUAAUGUAUACAGGGUCAUAGUGGGCCAGGGCCACAGUAUUGCAGAGUUGGAGUGCUGAUCUAGGAUUAGGUCCCCCCUUGUCCAUGCAAUCUUAUUCAUUGAGAUUUAAAAGAUAAAACUGAUCCUAGAUCAACACUCCUACACUGAGAUGCUUUGUGAAAACAGGCACAUUGAUAAAAAUAGAAGAAUAACUUGGAAAACCAAUCCCGUUACAGUUUUUCUCAGUCGCUUUGGUGCAUUUCUUAGAUCAAAAGUGCAAUUCUUGAUACUACUUGUACAAAUUCCAAAUCAUCUAGUCACAUGUGCACAUCAUUAAAGCAAUUUCUUAUUCCUUUGAACAAGUUGCAAUAUAUAAUGUACAAGUGUCAGAUUUUUUCCACAUGAUCAAUUGCUCAUGUCAUGUUGAUCAAAAUAUAGUAGAUGGUUCUCUGUUGAAUAGUCUUACCCCU
Molecule: messenger RNA, 8060 nt
Organism: Oncorhynchus mykiss (rainbow trout)
Lineage: Eukaryota; Metazoa; Chordata; Actinopteri; Salmoniformes; Salmonidae
Molecular function (GO): GTP binding
Source: RefSeq, a predicted model, not a curated record